AUGGAGCUCAGUCAACUUCCUCUUGUGCUCUUGCUGAUUUCAAACAUCCACUCUGAAGACACUGAAGAAAACCCUAAAGCCAACUUGACUAUUACUCCUGAUCUGCAUGUGUUCAGAGGAGAGUCAGUCACUCUCAGAUGUGACAUUAAUGCUGAAGGAGUCUCUAGCUGGCGGUACAGCUGGUAUAAAGAAGGUUCAGAUUAUGCAUUCAGUGAAUUACAGGAAUACACAUUAAGGUCUGUUACUGAGUUUGACGCAGGUAAAUACUCCUGUUCUGGCACUGAGAGUAAAGGUUCACGCAGAUCACAAAUGAGUGAUGCAGUUCCACUGACAGUAUCAGCCCAGACAGCUUUAAGUGUUUCUCCACAGAACUGGUUGACUGAAGGAGAUUCAGUGACUCUGAUCUGUGAGGUUUACGGCUCCUCUACAGGCUGGACAUUCAGCUGGUACAUCAGAACUCGUUCAGAUUAUUAUGAUUAUUAUAAACCGCUCUCUGACAGCAGUAGAGGAGCUGGAGGAAAAUACACUGUCAGUUCUGUUGCUCUAAAACACACAGGAGUUUAUGUGUGCGGAGCAGAGAGAGGAAAACCAGCCUAUAUAACUGUCAGCAACACACAGCCACUGUGGGUCACUGGUGUUUCUCCUCCAGUCUCUCUGGUCAUCAGUCCCAGCAGAGCUCAACACUUUACAUCUGACUCUCUUUCUCUGAGCUGUGAAGACAAGAGUAACUCUACUGGAUGGAGAGUCAGAAGAUACAGAGGCAGCUGGUGGAUGAGUGAUUGUUCAUCACAAACAGGAUCUACAUGUACAAUCAGCCUCACCACAUCAGACACUGGAGUUUACUGGUGUCAGUCUGAGUCUGGAGAGAAUUAUAAUCCUGUUAAUAUCACUGUACACUUUGGUGUGAUUCUGGAGAGUCCUGUUCAUCCUGUGACUGAAGGAGAUCCUCUGACUCUACACUGUUUAUAUAAAUCUACAACUCCAGCAAAGCUCAGAGCUGAUUUCUAUAAAGAUGGAUCACUCGUCCAGAGGCAAACCUCAGAGAUGAUCAUCACUACUGUCUCAAAGUCACAUGAGGGUUUCUAUUACUGCAAGCACCGAGAAGGAGAGUCACCCAAGAGCUGGACCUCAGUCAGAGUUUCUCCAUCAGCCUCAAGAUCUGAUGGUGUUGAUCCUGUGAUUAAUGGAGUGACUGCAGGACUUUCUGUCCUUGUUUUGAUCAUCAUCUUCUUGGUUCUGCUGUGCUGCUACAGACACAAGAAAGGUGUAAGAUCUCCGUCUCCCUCUAGUGUCAGUCAGACAUCACAGCAAAACCAGAGUGAAGUGGGACACCAGACACUGCUCUCUGACUGUGAAAGUGGAGCUGAACUCACCUAUGCUGAGGUCGAGCUCAAAUCUACAAAGAAAAUGAAGGAAAACACAGAUAAAGGGAACAACACUGAGAAUUCUGACUGUGUUUACUCUAAACUGAAGCUGGAAACACAUCAGAGUGUGUGA
Molecule: messenger RNA, 1497 nt
Organism: Danio aesculapii
Lineage: Eukaryota; Metazoa; Chordata; Actinopteri; Cypriniformes; Danionidae
Product: Fc receptor-like protein 5
Exons: 12
Coding region: 1-1497 (498 amino acids)
Biological process (GO): cell surface receptor signaling pathway
Molecular function (GO): transmembrane signaling receptor activity
Source: RefSeq, a predicted model, not a curated record